AGGUUUCUGCUGCGCUGCCCCAUGGAGGACGUGCCUGCCUCAUUCAGCUGCUGUGAUUGUCAGCGCCGCUUUCCUAGCCUCCCAGAACUAGUACGGCACCGAGAACUGCUCCAUCCAUCUCCCAGCCAAGACACUGAAGAAACUGACAGCAUCUCCCGGCCCUAUCGUUGUCAGCAGUGUGGGCGGGGCUAUCGGCACCCAGGAAGCCUGAUCAACCACCGUCUGACCCACGAGACGGGCCUCUUCCCCUGUACCACCUGCGGCAAAGGUUUCACAAAUCCUAUGGCCCUCAAAAGCCACAUAAGAACUCAUGUUCCGGAGGGCCGCCGCAGACACAGGCCUCCCCGCCCCAAGGAAGAACCCUCAUGCUUCCAGGGUGAGAUGGUGUCCACCAACUCAUGGGGCCAGAAGCUGGGCCCUGAGGAUGACUGGGAAAACCAGACAAAGAAUACCGAGGAGGUGCCCACCUGCGAGUCUGGGCCUGAGCCCAGGGCAGCUCCAGGAAAUUGGGAGGAUCCAUCUACUAAACCAAGGGAAGAAUGGGAAAGCCAGCCAGAUCCCCAGGAGGGCACAAAACACUGGGGGGCCACCACUAGCCCUGCCAGAGCCCCACCACUUCCCACUCCAGCCACCAGCCUACUUAGCAACUUGGAACAGUAUUUGGCAGAAUCAGUUGUUAACUUCACAGGUGGUCAGGAGCCCACAUCGUCCACUCCUGCUGCAGAGGAGCGGCGGUACAAGUGCACCCAAUGUGGCAAGACCUACAAGCAUGCCGGCAGCCUCACCAACCACCGCCAGAGCCACACCGUGGGCAUAUACCCUUGUUCUAUCUGCUUCAAGGAAUUCUCUAACUUAAUGGCCCUGAAGAACCACUCCCGGCUCCAUGCCCAGUAUCGGCCAUACCGGUGUCCCCAUUGCCCCCGUGCCUUCCGACUUCCCCGGGAGCUGCUGGACCACCAGCAGUCCCAUGAAGAUGAGAAGUCAGACAGGCCAUGGGACGAGAAGGAGAUGCCAACCACCAAUGGUCACGUAGCUGAGGGCAGUCGGAACCAGCUUCCUAUCACACAGCUGCUGAACAGCUCUGGGGAGCUGGAUGACAGUGCCCUGGAAGAAUACCGGCCUUUCCGAUGUGAGCAAUGUGGACGAACAUACCGCCACGCUGGGAGCCUCAUUAACCAUCGCAAGAGCCACCAGACUGGUAUCUAUCCCUGCCCAGUCUGUUCCAAGCAGCUGUUCAAUGCGGCUGCCCUCAAAACCCACGUGCGGGCUCAUCAUAAGCCGCGUGAGCCCUUCAGAGACGAAGACGGCUCCACCCCUGUGGAUCACCGCCCCUAUAAGUGCACCGAGUGUGGCCGGGCGUACCGCCACCGGGGGAGCCUGGUGAAUCACCGCCACACUCACCGGACGGGAGAGUACCAGUGCUCGCUCUGUCCCCGCAAGUACUCCAACCUCAUGGCCCUGCGCAACCACGUGCGGAUGCACUGCAAGGCUGCGCGACGCAACGCUGGCCCAGGGGCCAAGGAGCCCCCCAGCCACAGCAGCGCAAGAGCAGAAGCGACCCCACGUGUGGAGCCAAAGCGUGAAUGCAAGCAGGAGGAGGAGGCUACUGAUAUUCCCCCAGCGGCAGAUGGGACAGCGCCCCAGAUCUGUAGCGUCUGUGGGAUGGUCUUUGAAGACCCUGAGCGCCUUGAGCGUCACAGCCAGAGUCAUCGGGGAAGGAAUGGAGAAAACAACCAGCCGGAGCCCACAGUGUCCCCUCCUCGAACAUUUGCCUGUCAAGACUGUGGAAAGAGUUACCGGCACUCGAGCAGCCUCAUCAACCACAGGCAGACCCACAGGAUGGGCGACUUCCGCUGUGGGACCUGUGCCAAGCACUUCCCAACCAUGGCUGCCAUGAAGAACCACUUGCGACUCCACAGUCGGCGCCGGAGCCGGUGCCGCAGGAGAACUGGCAGCACUGGCAGCACUGGUGGCAGUGGGGUUGCCAAACCCUCAUCUGAGAAGGACUGGGCCCAGGAUGUGGAUGAUGAUGAUGAUGAGAACCCAGACUUUCCCCAAGAUCUUACAGGAGAAAGUCAUAGUGGAGCUGAAGACAGCCUGGGUGGGGGCUGUUUGCAGGCCAACUCUGAGGGGAAGCAGCAUGGGCUCGAGAGGUCUGAGGCCUGUAUAAAGAGAGAGAGAGAGAGCAGAGACGACAAGGACGGAGUGGAAAGGAAGGAGAACCGUCGUCUAGAUAAGGUGAACAUAUUAGUUAAACACAGCAGUGGGGCUCGCCUCUGCCAUGGCCUCACCGUCGGUGUGGAUGAAGACCGGAAACCAGUGAUUAACUUACGCAAGCCUGUUCCCCACUCUACUGAUGCUGUCCGUGGGUGGCAGGCUGAGGCCUCCCACACAUGCACUGACUGUGGGCGUUCCUUCCCUCACGCCACCGGCCUGCUGAACCAUCGGCCCUGCCAUCCACCCGGCAUCUACCAGUGCUCUCUUUGCCCCAAGGAGUUUGGCUCUCUGCCUGCCCUGCGCAGCCACUUCCGGAACCACAGGCCUGGAGAGGUGAGCCCAGCUCAGCCUUUCCUCUGCUGUCUCUGUGGCAUGAUCUUCCCUGGCCGGGCUGGCUACAGGCUCCACCGGCUCCAGGCUCACGGCUGUUCUGCCCUGACGGAGGGCUCCGAGGAGGAAGGGGAGGAGGAAGGUGCAGCAGAGGCGGCCACGGCCCGAAGCCCUCCUCUGCAGCUCUUGGAAGCAGAGCUCCUGAACCAGCUGCAGCGCGAGGUGGAAGCACUGGAUGGAGCAGGCUAUGGGCACAUCUGUGGCUGCUGUGGUCAGACCUACGAUGACCUGGGCAGCCUGGAGCGUCACCACCGAAGCCUGGGUGGUGCUUUGGGGAACACCAUAGACAAAGCACCCAGCCACGUGGGAGAGUCAGGUAAUGGCACAGAGAUGGUUACAGAUGAUGUCUAUGAGGGUGCUAUUUCUUCAGUCGCAGGGGAGGGUGCAGACGUGAGGUCUAGAGAGGGAGUAGGUGCCACAGUUGCAGACAGCUUUUGCAUGCAGGGUAGUAAUAAUUCCCUGGAGGCCCCGCCCCGCCCCUUCUGCUGUAACCAGUGCGGCAAGACCUAUCGGCACAGGGGCAGCUUGGUGAAUCACCGCAAGAUCCACCAGACUGGAGCCUUCACCUGCCUGGUGUGCUUAUGUUGCUACCCUAACCUGGCUGCCUACCGGAAUCACCUCCGAAGCCACCCUUUCUGCAAAGGCUCCGUGCCCCAAGUGGGGCCAUUCCCAGGGGUAGAAGGCAGCAGUCAGGCUCAGAACACAGCCGAGGAAGGCCAGGGCUCGCAGGAAGAAGUAGGAAAGCUUCAGGAAGAGCUCAAAGUGGAGCCCCUGGAGGAAGUGGCCAAGAUCAAAGAAGAGACCUGGGAAGAGACCACUGGGAAGUGGGAGGAGGCAGAGGAUCCACAGUUGGAGACCGCAGAGAAAGGCUGCCAGACUGCAGGCAGAUCAGAGAGGCUCUUCGGCUGUGAGGUGUGCGGCCGGUCCUACAAGCACGCAGGCAGCCUGAUCAACCACCGCCAGAGCCAUCAGACUGGCCACUUCGGCUGCCAGGCCUGCUCCAAGGGUUUCUCAAACUUCAUGUCCCUUAAGAACCACCCGGAUCCCAGGCAGUUCCGCUGUGGUGAGUGUGGGAAGGCCUUCCGCCUGCGGAAGCAGCUGGCCAACCACCAUCAAGUCCACUUACAGCGGCAUGGGGCUGGGGGCUUCCAGAAGCUGACUUGGAAAGAUCGGCCUUUCCACAGCAGGCAGUAUGAGCAAGCCUCCUACCACACUGGCAUCCCUGAGACAGGCCAGUACAGCUGCCCCACAUACCCCAAGACGUGCUCCAACCACGUGGCACUGGGUAACCACCAGAGGCUACUCAGGCGGUGGGUAGGGCUCUCCCAGUGGGCAGCUGUUCCCUGUGCCCUCUGUGGGGAGGGCUUCCCAGGCUGGGGCUCUUGGGAGCAGCACCCGCAGGAGCAUGAGGAGACCAUCAAGAAGCAGGGAGACACACGGGUCAGUGAGGGGAACCGAGCAGAGGCCCAGUUACUCAAGGUCAGGUCAUGUGAUAAUGAGACACUACUUCAGCUGGAGGAUGGAGCCAUGAGGCCAGUUGAGCAGAGUCAGAGCGCCAUCCGGGCAUCAUCGGGACAGCGGAGACAAGAUAGUAGCUCUCAGCAUCAGCUAGGGAGCUUUUCUUGCUGCCAAUAGGGCAGGACCUCCUUUCUUAAACCUGUGGCUACUAAGAGCUGUAGCCACAACUACGUAGCCACUUAGACCUUUGCCAGCCCUGACAGCAGGGCCUUUCAGUCCCACUGUCAACAGGCCAGCCACCUGCAAACUCAUGCCAGGGGUAUCAGCCAUAUGCUACUCCACACGGAGGCCAGGGAUCCCAGAGCUGGGACAACAGGCCCAGGAGAGAAUGCUGGGAUAACUAGCAGAGGGAAAAACGUGAAGUCCACGGUGGCUGAAGAUGAGCAGUCCCUCCAGUGUGGCUGUUCCUCCUGUGCUGGUAGCUUGCUGAACCUCCAGAAGGCCUACACCACUGGAUUCUAUUCCUGCUCCCGCCCCAAAUGUCUACCCAACCUGAUGCCCCUCAAGAUCUGUGGCAGGACCCACACGGACCCCAGAUGCCACCACUGCAGCAUUUGUGGCAAAGCUUUCUGGAUAACCAUCAGGAGCUCCAGUGGCACCAGUGGCAGGCAGAGGGAACUCGCCACUGCCCCUUCCACCUACCCCGACUCCACUCCUGGACCCUUCACCCCAGUGGCCUGCAGACCUCAGCUUCUCCCUUUGAACGCCAAGUCUCCAAAGAUCAGAAUUUAG
Molecule: messenger RNA, 4857 nt
Organism: Elephantulus edwardii (Cape elephant shrew)
Lineage: Eukaryota; Metazoa; Chordata; Mammalia; Macroscelidea; Macroscelididae
Gene: ZNF646
Product: zinc finger protein 646
Biological process (GO): regulation of transcription by RNA polymerase II
Cellular component (GO): nucleus
Molecular function (GO): DNA-binding transcription factor activity, RNA polymerase II-specific; RNA polymerase II transcription regulatory region sequence-specific DNA binding
Source: RefSeq, a predicted model, not a curated record